CGGUAGGUUGAGGGGACUCAGGGUCCAUAGAAAUUUGACAGCUUCACAGGUGAGACAACCGUUUAAAGGCUGUUUCACUUUACGUUUCUGUUUUCUUCCCCCCCCCGGAACUCCACUCACUGUGAGCCUGGGGUUGCCACAUUCAAAAAACAACCUUGAGAAGUCUUAUCACUCCGGCAGCAUGAGCAAAAAGAAAAAGGACUGGAAGACUGAAAAAGAACGACUCCUUCGACUAGAUCGGGAAGAGAGGCGCAAGGAGUAUCGUAAAAAUUUCACACAUCUGGACAACAUCCCGACUUGGAGAGAGGAAAAUGGAUCCAAGAACAAAGAAGAUGAUGAGAAGGUGCUCACAGGUGGAGGAGGCCCUGGUGAUAAAGUAUCUCUCUACAAGGGUGAUAUUACUGUCCUGGAAGUGGAUGCCAUAGUCAAUGCUGCAAACACCAGUCUUCUAGGAGGAGGAGGAGUUGAUGGCUGCAUACACAAAUCAGCGGGGUCGUGUCUGUAUGAUGAGUGUCACUCACUAAACGGCUGUGACACUGGCAAAGCCAAGAUCACCUGCGGCUAUGAUCUCCCUGCAAGAUAUGUGAUCCACACUGUAGGCCCAGUGGCUAGAGGUCAUGUUGGCGAGAAAGAGAUCACAGAUCUUACCUCCUGCUAUAAAAACUCCCUUGAUUUGGUGAAGGAGCAUGACUUGAGGACUGUGGCCUUCCCAUGCAUUUCCACAGGCAUCUAUGGCUAUCCCAAUGAGCCUGCAGCAGAUAUCGCUCUGAAAACAGUAAAGCAGUGGAUUGAAGAUAACCCCGAUAAGAUCACACGGGUCAUUUUUUGUGUCUUCCUUGAGACCGAUUUUGCCAUCUACAAGAAGAAAAUGGCCAUCCUCUUUGAAGACAAUGACAUUGAGGUUAUGGAGGAGCAGCCGAAGGGAGACAGCACACCUCCGUCGACAACAUCCACAACCAAGGAAGAGACUGAGGACAGCAAAAAGGGUAACAAGGAAGCUGGUGACGAAAAGGGGAAUGACGAUGAAGCAGGAAAUGAAGAUGUAGACAUGGCAAGCCAACCUACAGAUGAACCAUCAACUAAUAUGGAAUUGGAGCCAGAACAGAAUGACGAUGAACACGAAAAGCCUGAUGAAGACAAGGUAUUGGCUGCUGCUGACAAGGAAGACGACAAUAAAGAAAUGGACCCCGGCAAAGAUGAGGAUAACAAAGCAGCGCAAGUGCAACCUGCCGCAGAGGAAGAUAACGACCCAACAAAGACCUCCAUGGAGGGGGAAGGUGCAUCUGAACCCAACGCUGGCACCAGCAAUAGAGAGGACAUACAAACUAUUGAAAGCUCAGAAGAACCCGCUUCUCUGAAUAUACCUGAAGACUCAAAGCCCAAAGACUCUGCUGAGAACAACGCAUGAACUGCUCAGAGGAGAACAAUCAACCUCACCUGACAGCCAGCAAACUGUGCAAAGGCCAACCGCACUGGUGUCAGACUGGUCCAUGUCAGAAUGGGCUCUGACACUGGCCCAGGACAACCAGUUACUUCAAACAAUGCUCACGUUCCCAACUUUAAUUAGCUUCCCACCUCUUCAUUCUUCUCUGAUGUAUGUAAAUGUAUGUACAAAAUCUUGCUAUAGGACUUGAACAUAUCAACCAGAAAAGAUGAGCCAUACCUCACUGUGUGUUAGUCAUCCAUCAUUUUGCCAGCAAGGUGCGAGGAGAUGAACCAGGUUCAAGUCUUUAUCUGCUAAAAGCCACUGUGAGAGCUCGGUCAAGCUGUCAGAGGACAGCAGCCGCAGCUCCUGCAUGUUGACACUCCUGACUGAAUGAGGCUUAACAUCAACCUUUUUGUUCCUACAGUUCCAACAUGGCAAUAUACAGGUUAAUAUUCUGCAUUUAUGGGGCUUUUAGAGUGCACCACACUAACACUGUCUCAUCACACGCUGGUGCAGCGCCGAGUCAUAUCAGCCGAUAGCUCUAACCCUGACAACUCAUGUGUUAACAUCCCAGAUCAUAAACACAAACCAGGAUGUCUCUUGACAAAUUGAUUAGUUUGUUUUUUCUCUCCCUCGUUUUCUUCACCUUUUCCAGUGCAUGCCAGAAACUGCUUUGAAUUUCACAGACAUAAAGGAGAACUAGUCCUCUUCGCUUUUGCUCGUCUUUUUCCAGAUUGUUUAAAAUUGUAUGAAAGAAAUCUGCCUUAUUUCAUAUCAGACAAAAAUGGUAUCACACUUUUAGGAGGUGGGCCAAGUAUGAUUAUUUCUUGUGUUUGGCUUGCAGAUGAUUUGUAUUUUUAAUCAAAAUGGCUAUUACCUGUUGUCAAUCAUUUCUUGUUUUGUUUUCUUGGGUUGAACUUAAAAUGGUUUUACUUUCUUUUUAAUAGCUGGAUAAUGAUUCAUUGAUUUUUAUUUAUAUUUUUUUUUUUGGUGGUGCCAUACUAAAGAACAUAUGAAUUACAGUUCUAUGAAAUGAAAUGAUGAUGCCUUCAUACUUUGAUGUUUGCUUUGCUAAACUGUAACAGAAAUGACUAAUAAAGUUUAAAUUCAAA
Messenger RNA from Girardinichthys multiradiatus, 2538 nucleotides. RefSeq names its product mono-ADP ribosylhydrolase 2 (gene macrod2). Gene Ontology annotation, biological process: purine nucleoside metabolic process; DNA damage response; peptidyl-glutamate ADP-deribosylation. NCBI's taxonomy places the organism in Eukaryota, Metazoa, Chordata, Actinopteri, Cyprinodontiformes, Goodeidae. Gene Ontology annotation, cellular component: nucleoplasm. Bases 182 to 1408 code for a protein of 408 amino acids. The record is from RefSeq and is a predicted model, not a curated record. Gene Ontology annotation, molecular function: ADP-ribosylglutamate-[protein] hydrolase activity. The transcript is spliced from 18 exons.